Molecule: messenger RNA, 1329 nt
Organism: Vigna unguiculata (cowpea)
Lineage: Eukaryota; Viridiplantae; Streptophyta; Magnoliopsida; Fabales; Fabaceae
Source: RefSeq, a predicted model, not a curated record
AUGAACAAAGAAAUAAAUGCUUUGGAAUUAAACAGUACUUGGUACCUAACUGAUCUCCCUAAAGGAAAGAAACCUACAGGAUCUCUUGCAGCCGCUAAAAACUGGCACCUACAUCAACUUGAUGUGGAUAAUGCCUUUCUUCAUGGAGAACUCAAUGAGGAGGUCUAUAUGUCACCCCCAUCAGGACUAAGUGUCUCCAAACAAGGGCAAGUUUGUCGUUUAACUAAAUCUCUAUAUGGACUCAAGCAAGCAAGUCAACAAUGGUUUGCCAAACUAUCUUCAUUCCUUAUAAGUCUUGGUUUUGUUCAAUCAAAGGAUGAUUAUUCCUUAUUUGUUCAGAAAACUACUAAUAGUUUUACUACUUUACUUUUUUAUGUAGAUGAUGUGAUACUGACUGUGAAUUCUAUGGAAGCUAUUAAUAGAACCAAAUCUUUAUUACACCAAGCUUUCAAAAUUAAGGAUCUUGGAAAAUUGAAAUUUUUCUUGGGCUUUGAGGUGGCUAGGACAACAAAGGCAAUCUAUUUGUGUCAAAUAAAGUAUGCUCUAGACAUCUUAGAAGAAACUGGGAUGCUUUACAGCAAACCCUGUCAAAGUCCUCUCAUGAGUAACACUAAGGAUCUUUUUGACACCAACAAAAUUGUUCACAACACAGAUUCCUAUCGAAGAUUAAUAGGGAAGCUUUUAUAUCUCACUAAUUCUAGGCCUGACAUUAGCUUCUCUGUUCAUUUACUCAGUCAAUUUGUGCAAGGACCAACUAUACAUCAUCACCAGGCUGCCCAACAUAUUCUUAGAUACAUCAAGGCAGAUCCAGGUCGUGGUCUUUUCUUCCCAAUUGGGACUGAUAUCCAAAUCAAAGGGUUUAGUGAUUAUGACUGGACUGCUUGUCCAGAAACUAUAAGAAGUGUUACUAGAUUCUGUAUAUUCCUUGGAAGUUCACUAGUUUCUUGGAAAACUAAGAAACAAAACACGGUUUCCAGAUCCUCUUCAGAGGCAGAGUAUAGGGCUCUCGCCACCACUACGUGCGAGAUCCAAUGGAUUAGCUACAUCCUUCGUGACCUACAAGUUCAAACUGAUCUUCCUGCUGUGCUUUAUUGCGACAAACAGUAUGCAAGACAUAUCGUGCACAAUCCCACCUUUCACGAACGCACCAAGCACAUAGACAUUGACUGUCAUGUGGUUCGGGAGCGACUUCAACAAAAUCUGUUUUGCCUUCUUCCGAUUAGCUCGAAUGACCAGCUCGCAGACGUUUUUACCAAAGCCCUCCAUCUCACUAACUUUAAAAUAAACAUCUCCAAGUUAGGAAUGUUGAGCAUCCACCAUCCAGCUUGA